GAGUGUCGUCCCAGGACCAGGAGCGAGCGGCCGCAGCAAUCACAACAAAAUCUCUCGAAACCGUCGCCCCUAAAUCAACACAUCUCUUGAAACAACACAAGAAACCGGAAGAGGAAAAAAGUUUAACGAGCCAAAAUGAUGACACUUGUCCAGCAAAGAUUUUCGUGUCGUCUGUAUUGGGGCUUCUCUUCCAGCUGCCGAUGGAUGGCAAAGUUCAACAGACUUGGUGACACUUCACUAAACAAAGUUGUGGUGACUCAUACAAGUGAAACGUUAACUGUUGGGAUAUCUUUUAGAUACAGAAAUGAUGAUUUAAAGCUUAAUAAAAUCUUCAAUUUGCAAAGAUCACCUCAUGAGCAGUUAAAUGAUGUCUUAGAAAAAAUUAGUGUUAAAAUUCAAUGUGCGGUGAUGAAUAAGAAUAGGAAAAGGGAGAAUAUUGGUGUUGUUGAAAUUCCUGUUAAAAUGAUCGCACUUGGUGACAAGAAAGAGAUAUUGUGUGCCCAGGAAGACAUGACAUGUCACCAAUCAUUUGUUAUGCAUGGCUCAAAACACAAUUUGGUUAUUGGAAAAGAAGAGUAUUAUAUAGAUGUUAACCCUCCCAUUAUAGAGACUGCAGAACUUCCAGCUAUAAUUGUUGCAGGGUUUUUAGUUAAUUUAAAGAAACUUGAGGUUGUGUUUGCCAGCAGAGAACAGUGCCUGUUUAAAUGGUAUGUGAGCGAUACAAAAUUUUCCGGCAAGCCUCGCGAUGAGGUGCCCCGUUCUAAACAUCUUACCGAUAAAAUCAAAUGGGUUGAACUAGGGGAUGGAUUCUUUUGCAUGCCUACUGAUGAAGAUAUUGGAAGGUUACUGAAGGUUAUUGUUACACCAUGUUCGGGAGAGCGCAGAGGGGAGGCGGUGGAGGUGUUGUCGUCAGUGGUAGUAUCGCCCGGCCCUAGUGAAUGCCCCUUCCAGAAACGCCAUCAUUUUACCAAGGAGAUGGCAGGAGACAACAGCCUGCGUGUGAUUUCGUACAAUAUUCUUGCUGAAAUGUAUUCCAAUUCAAACUAUGCUCGAGAGGAAUUGUUCCCAACGUGCCCCGAGCAUGCUCUAAAUGCCGACUAUCGUAAGCAGCUGCUCAUUAGAGAGAUUAUUGGCUAUAAUGGGGAUGUAAUAUGCCUACAAGAAGUAGAUGAGAAAGUAUUCUUUCGGGAUAUUGAACCUCAUCUCAUGAAUGAAGGUUUUGGUGGUUUCUAUGAUGCUAAAGGACAAAUUAGUGAAGGUCUCGCUAUUUUCUUUCGACACAGUAAGCUUCGAAUGCUUGAAAGGCGACGUUUAGUAUUGACUGACGAGCUGCAGAAAGAAUCAUUUCUCGCUGGUGUCUUUGAGAAAGUACAGAAGAGUCCAGACUUUCUCAAAUUGCUGUCGCAUGUACGCACAGUUUUACAGGUGAGUGUGUUGGAGAGUGUAGAAGAUCCCUCAAGGUUAAUUGUGAUUGGUGCCACUCACCUGUUCUUUCAUCCUAAUGCCAGUCACAUUCGUACGCUGCAAGCAGGGAUCAGCAUUAGCAUCUUAAAUCAAGUCAUAAUGCAUUAUCGUAAUGAGUAUCCAGAUAAGGAAGUUUCCCUGCUCUUUUGUGGGGACUUCAAUAGUACCCCCAAAUCAGCAGUUUACCGAUUUAUGACGAAGCAACACGUUGGAAGUGAUGAUGAUGUUUGGAAAAGCAAAUAUAGUGAGUGUGUCGAGGGUAUGUGCUUGAGUCAUGAUUUGGACUUGGCCAGUGCCUGUGGGUGUCCUCCAUACACUACCUAUACUGUCACCUUCUCUGGCUGCUUGGACUACAUCUUUUAUCAGACAGACAAGUUUAUUGUGAAACAGGUGAUACCGAUGCCAUCUCACCAGGAGGUUACCGAGUAUGGUGCUCUUCCCAGCGUUACGUUCCCAUCCGAUCAUAUCCCUCUCAUAGCUGACUUAGAAUUCAGAAAGAGCUGAAAAUUGAUUUAACAAAAUGAAUCAAUGCUUCGUGUAUUUAUUUACUGUACUUUACCUUAUCCACUUUCUAGCUCAACUCUAUUAGUAUUUGUUAUAUUAAGAAUGAGAUUUAUCAAUGUGGAUGAAUAGCAUGGGGAAGAGGUGUUAGGGCUCUCCCUGGGGUUAGAAAAACUCAUCAGAGGUUUGUGUGUUAAAGAGCAUCCAUAGUGUAAAGGGAGCUAACUACACAGUUGAUGCUCCAUAACAUGGCAACCAGCAUGGCACCAUUUGAGAAGAAAUGUUGUGCAUGUAACUCGAAGAGGUGAGAUUUUUAUUUUAUUUUAUUUUGAUUAUAUUUUUUGUGGGGAGCCCCGUCGGCUCCCUUGAAGCUAUCUGAACUGAUAUGUACUAUAUUAGUUUGGGAACCAUCAGUCACAGGAGUUCUUAUGCCUUGUUCAUCAUCUUGAGACCUGCGGUGCUGCCGCCUUCCGCUACUCCUUUUACUUUCUGUAGUUAGCUUCAGGGAGCUGAUGGGGCUCCCCACAGAAAACCAGCAUUGAAUGUAAUGAAACACCAUUUUCUCGGUGAGUCCCAGAGGCUCCCUAACACCCUCCCUCCCUCCGGUCGGCGGUUUUUCAUCGUUCAAGAACUGGUGUGGUGGGCUGCUGGCUCCCCCUUCCCCCCCGAGGGAGGGGUAGUGUUAACGAGUAGAAGUGCUAGUCGCAUGAAGGGUUGCUUGUUUGGUUUCUUUCUAGUGGAGUUAUUUUGAUCUUUUGUGAUGUAGAUUGCACAGGUUAACCAGACAGUGGCCUGUUUUGAUUCACCUUCCUUCCUAGGUCCUUUCCCAGUCAAUGGCAAUUAUGACAUACUUUAAAUGUAAAGUGCUCAUAGACCAUUGCUCUCUGCGCCUCUCUGAGGGGACCAGGUUCUGGCUUGUGGUUCCCAGUGGCAUAAGGACUCCUGUGACUGAUGACCCCAAACUAUUAUAGCACAUAUCAGUUCGGAUAGUUUCAGGAAGCCUCCGGGGCUCACCCAGAAAAUGGCAUUUCAUUACAUUCAAUGCCGUUUUUUUUUUAAUUAUUGUUACAUAAAAAUGUGAUUGAGAUUUCUGGUAGAUUUUAUUUAGCGAUUUAAUUUGCGUUUAUUAGGGAAGUUUCCGUGGAUGUUUAAGGUGGCUGGUCCUCUCAUGCUGUGUGUGACGAGCCGACACAACUAAAUGCUCUUAGCUUUUGGUGUUAGAUCUAGUGCUGUAUUAUACUGCUUCAUUUAGACUUAUUCGUGCAGGUAAUAUUUUGUCUCAGUCCCGCUGCAGAAAGUAAGAUUUUCUUGCAAUGUCAAGUUUCAUGAUUGUUAGACCAUAUUUUGAUGUGUUUAAAUAUACACUAUUUGUUAAGCAUUUUGUAUUUUUUACUUGUUACUGUAUAUUUUGUUGAACUAAAUAUACUUUUUAUCAAAUACUGUA
This is a messenger RNA of Procambarus clarkii (red swamp crayfish), 3409 nucleotides long. RefSeq names its product 2',5'-phosphodiesterase 12. Gene Ontology annotation, biological process: nuclear-transcribed mRNA catabolic process, deadenylation-dependent decay. Lineage: Eukaryota; Metazoa; Arthropoda; Malacostraca; Decapoda; Cambaridae. The record is from RefSeq and is a predicted model, not a curated record. Gene Ontology annotation, molecular function: 3'-5'-RNA exonuclease activity. Gene Ontology annotation, cellular component: mitochondrion.